Messenger RNA from Xiphophorus maculatus (southern platyfish), 1846 nucleotides. RefSeq names its product cytochrome P450 3A56-like. The transcript is spliced from 14 exons. The record is from RefSeq and is a predicted model, not a curated record. Gene Ontology annotation, molecular function: steroid hydroxylase activity; oxidoreductase activity, acting on paired donors, with incorporation or reduction of molecular oxygen; iron ion binding. NCBI's taxonomy places the organism in Eukaryota, Metazoa, Chordata, Actinopteri, Cyprinodontiformes, Poeciliidae. The coding region runs from base 57 to 1622 and encodes 521 amino acids.
CCGCCACCACGGCACGCCCCAAAAAUACACAUCUAAACAAAUGGAAUGAAAACAGAAUGAAACCAGGCAAAGGGCAAAGGAAGAAAGAAGAGAACAUGGAUUUCCUGAUGUUUUCAGCAACAACAUGGACUUUAGUGGCUCUGGCUGUCACUCUGUUAUUACUAUAUGGAACCUGGCCGCAUAGGUUUUUCAAAAAGAUCGGGGUAUCUGGACCGAGACCCCUGCCUUUUGUUGGAAACCUGAUGGGUUUCUCAAAGGGAAUACUUACCUUUGACCGGGAAUGCCAAGCCAAGCACGGGGAUAUCUGGGGUUUGUACGAGGGGAAAACCCCGCUACUGAUGGUUGCUGACCCUGAGAUAAUAAAAAGCAUCUUGGUGAAGGAGUUCUACACUGCGUUUACAAACCGCAGGAUUAUCAUCGGAGACGGCGGGCCUAUGGAUGAUGCGAUCACAGCGGUGAAGGAUGAAAGGUGGAAACGAAUUCGCGCCACAAUAUCUCCAUGUUUCACCAGUGGAAGACUUAAGCAGGUUUUCCCUUUGGUUGUUAAAUUUGCAGACAGAUUCAUGCAAAAACUUGGACAAUCGGAUUUGAAUGAGUCCAUUAACGUCAAGCAAGUGAUUGCACCGUUCAGUCUGGACGUGGUGACCAGCGCUUCCUUCAGCGUGGAGAUCGACUCCAUCAACGACCCCAAGGACCCGGUUCAUACUCAAAUGCAGAAGAUCAUGAACUUCAGGUUUUGGCCUUUUCUCUUUAUGGCUGUGUUUCCCUUUGGUCGUCACCUGCUGAAACUCUUCAAAGUUGAGUUCAUGCCCAAGUCCAGCGUGGACUUUUUCUACGACAUCAUUAAGAAGUUUAAAGACCAGCACGUCGCAGAGGAGUCGGUUAGUGUUGACUUGAAAAGUUGUAGAAAGACUCAGGGAGACUUCCUGCAGGUGAUGAUCCGGAGUGAGAUCCCAGAAUCCGACAUAAAGAGCGAACAUGAGCAACCGAAUAAAGGUUUGACUGAGCACGAGAUUCUUUCCCAGGCUCUGACGUUCAUCUUCGGUGGCUACGAGACGACCAGCACCACUCUGUCUUACACCCUUUACAAUCUGGCCACAAAUCCUGACGUCAUGCAGACACUGCAAAAAGAAAUCGACGGCUGUGUGAAGAAAAAUGCUCCCAUUUCCUACGAGGACCUGAACAGUCUGGAGUACUUGGACCAGGUGUUUUGCGAGUCGCAGCGGAUGAUUCCCACCGCGCCUCGACUUGAGAGGACAUGCAAAAAAACCAUGCAGCUUAACGGUCUCACCAUCCCAGAGGGAACGUUAGUUGGGAUUCCGGUGCAUUUGCUGCACAUGGACCCACGGUACUGGAGCUCGCCCGAAAGCUUCAAACCAGAGAGGUUCAGUAAGGAGAAUGAGAAGGAUCUGAACCCGUACGCGUACAUGCCGUUCGGACUCGGCCCUAGGAACUGUGUCGGGAUGCGAUACGCGAUCCUCGUCAUGAAGAUGGUCAUCGUGCGCAUCCUGCAGAAUUACUCUGUGGAAACGUGCAGCGACACCAUGGUCCCAAUUCAGUUUGACUGGAAGUUCCAACCAGUCAAGCCUGUGAAGCUGAAGUUUGUUCCCAGAGAACUAUAAUUGUAAUUACUUCAAACCUCUGGCCUUCUUGUCAAAUAUAAUGUAUUUUUGAUGGGCCUGUAGGAUUAUUCUUCAUGUUCAAAAUUCUGCACUGUUUAACACUGAUCAAUAUGAAUGUGUAAUUCUUUCAAUCUAUUCUUAUAUUGUCUUUUUUUCCUAUUUUUACCUGACAUUAAAGCUGUCAGGUCAACAAUAAACAGAUUGUUGACCUGCAGAAACUCCCA